Gymnogyps californianus (California condor) is the source of this 1519-nucleotide messenger RNA. RefSeq names its product beta-1,3-galactosyl-O-glycosyl-glycoprotein beta-1,6-N-acetylglucosaminyltransferase 7-like. NCBI's taxonomy places the organism in Eukaryota, Metazoa, Chordata, Aves, Accipitriformes, Cathartidae. Gene Ontology annotation, cellular component: membrane. Bases 1 to 1299 code for a protein of 432 amino acids. The record is from RefSeq and is a predicted model, not a curated record. Gene Ontology annotation, molecular function: acetylglucosaminyltransferase activity. The transcript is spliced from 3 exons.
AUGAACCCACUUGAUGCAACAAAAUCAGGAUUUUUAGUGUGCAUUGCUGUCUGUAUGUUCAUCUACACUUUUAUUUACCUAAAGGAUAGGCUUUCUGAAGAGCCAAAUGAACAAAAAUUUAAUGCAAAUAUAGCAGAGUGUGGUUUUUACCCGGAUGAACUCUGUUCAGCUCUUUUUGUGGGGAAAACUGCUGCCUUUAAAAUUGGAAACUUUUGUCAAAAUACCUACCAACCUAAAACACUCAGCUGCAUUCAGACUUCAUGCAACUGCUCCAUGGUUUUGAAGACUCUGCAUUUUAUCACAAGACCGCUGUCAGAUGAAGAAGGAAAUUUCUCAUUGGCAUACAUUAUCACUAUUCACAAGGAGCUGGAAAUGUUUGUAAAGCUGCUAAGAGCUAUUUAUAUGCCUCAGAAUAUUUACUGCAUACAUGUUGAUGAAAAGUCACCAAAAGAUUAUAAAGCUGCUGUACAAAACAUCGUUAAUUGCUUUGAAAAUAUUUUUAUUUCCUCAAAAAGAGAAAAUGUUGUUUAUGCAGGAUUUUCAAGAUUACAAGCUGAUAUUAAUUGCAUGAGAGAUCUAGUUAAUUCCAAAAUUCACUGGAAUUAUGUUAUUAAUCUAUGUGGUCAAGAUUAUCCCAUUAAAACAAACAAAGACAUUAUACAAUACAUCAAAAGUAAAUGGAAUGGUAAAAAUAUGACUCCCGGGAUAGUCCAACCACUUCAUAUGAAACACAGGACACAGGUUAGUUACAGAGAAUAUGUACAUUCUGGAAUGUCAUACGUGUAUCCAACAAAGAAUAUAAAAGCUAAACCUCCAUAUAAUUUGACAAUAUAUUUUGGUAGUGCCUAUUACAUACUCACUAAAGAAUUUGUAAAGUUUACAUUGACUGAUGCACGUGCAAAAGAUUUGCUUGAAUGGUCAAGAGACACGUACAGUCCGGAUGAACACUACUGGGUCACACUGAAUCGUUUAAAUGAUGCUCCAGGGGCUACACCCAAUGCAGACUGGGAAGGAAACAUACGAGCCAUUAAGUGGAAAGAUCAAGAAGGAACCACACACAAAGGCUGCAAAGGUCAUUACAUCAGAGACAUUUGUGUCUACGGACUAGGGGAUUUGCAGUGGAUUAUUGAGUCACCUCAUUUGUUUGCCAACAAAUUUGAGCCUGCAACAUAUCCACUUGUUAUGGACUGCCUAGAGAGACGCUACAGGCUUAAAGUACUGCACCAGGCAGAAGUCCCGAUUGAAGAUCACUGGCGUUUUCAGGAAGAGAACUACUUCAACAUGAAGCUGAAUGUUUGAGUUUAACUAACAUCUAAGCAAGUGUUCAAAAUACUAACAGAAACCACCAACAUUUUUAGCCAUAGACUUCACUCUGUGCAUUACAGCAUGACGGUAAGCACAAUACUGUACUACCAGUCUACCAGUGAAAUAAACAGUUUUUAUUUAUUACAGUAAGAUAAAGAGCAACAACCGCGAAUGGGUUAAUUCUCAAAGAAAAUGACAUGUCAAAAUCUAUAAC